This is a messenger RNA of Ornithodoros turicata, 555 nucleotides long. RefSeq names its product protein NYNRIN-like. Lineage: Eukaryota; Metazoa; Arthropoda; Arachnida; Ixodida; Argasidae. The transcript has a single exon. Bases 1 to 555 code for a protein of 184 amino acids. The record is from RefSeq and is a predicted model, not a curated record.
AUGGUUGCCAAUUGUGGUGCCAGAGGCAAAGACCUCUGUAGAGUUGAGGAUGCACUAGCAGUGCAGCAGACAUCAGUAGCAACUUUCAUUGACCCACAUAACCUGGCAGAAGAACAGCUGCAGUACCCGCUAUUGAGAAACAUCAGCAGUCACAUUACUGGCGGAUAUCUUCCUGAAGAUUCACGAGAAGCAAAGCAAAUUCGAGACCUGUCACAUGACAGCGAAGUGGACUUGGAUGGCGUCCUCUGGCAUGUCGGAGGCGACGCAAAGCUACUAUGGCUCCCUCAGCAGCUUCGCUCAGAGAUACUACACCUCGGUCAUGACCACCCUCUUAGUGGACACAUGGGGUACUUCAAGACUUAUAAACGAAUAAGACAGCAUCACUUUUGGUUGGGCAUGAGAGCUGACGUCUCAAGAUACGUGAGAGCCUGUGGUGUAUGUCAAAGAAUGAAAUCUAACCGACAGAAACCGAAAGGCAUGAUGACCAGCUCCUGGGCAACAGUGCCUAUGGAUGAGCUGAGCGUAGACAUUAUUGGACCCCUUCCGCCAACAUAG